CGGAACAGAGGAAAAAAUGAGGAGUUGUGUCCAUAGCCAGACAUUUCGUAUCCAAAGGGGCCAUAGUUUUUUGAUUGGGGAAACAAUGAACGAUCAGAAUUAAAGAAGAGAGAAGGGCAGUGGGGCCCGUAAUCACUCAGAGCAUGGUAUUCGGGAGUCUGAACACACGUAGCAGCAUCACCUGCACUCUCGUUGUCACCUCCAGCCAGAUAGCUCGACCCUUAACCUGUCACACUUCUCUCGCCACUUUGAACACUCUCUCAUAACUCCGGAUCUGUUCUCCUUCUCCUUCUUCCUGAAUCUCAGUCUCUCUCAGACAAAACCCUAAGCGCAGACGAAGAUGGUUUACACCAUCUCUGGAAUUCGAUUUCCUGUUGUUCCCUCGCUGUACAAGUCCAGCUUCCGUUGUGAUCGCAGGACUGCAUCGCUUCCUCUUUUCCUCCGGAACAACUCUUCCUCCCGGAAAACCCUUGCUGUAAAAUUUUCCCAUGAUUCUGAUUCCACUUCUUCCAUGAUUGCUGAAUCUGAUAAGGUACUUAUUCCUCAGGAUCAAGAUAACUCUGCAUCCUUGACAGAGCAACUUGAAACUCCUGAUAUAACCUCAGAGGAUGAACAGAACUUAGAGGAAUUAACCAUGGAAGAUGAGGAUAAAUACAGCUUUGAAGAGAUUGAGGACGGCCAAGGUUCUGUUGUUUCAUCACUUGCAGAUGUUAACACCAAUGCUCAAGCCAAGAAGACAUCAGUAUCUGUUCACAGGAAAGUGAAAAUAAAAACUGAUAAAGCUAAACCUAAGAUCAUUCCCCCACCUGGCACUGGGCAGAGAAUAUACGAGAUUGAUCCAUCUUUGCUAAAUCACCGUGAGCAUCUUGAUUUCCGUUUUGGACAAUACAAAAGAUUGCGUUACGAAAUUGACAAGCAUGAAGGUGGUCUGGAUGCAUUUUCUCGAGGUUAUGAAAAUUUUGGCUUCACGCGCAGUACCACCGGCAUUACCUACAGAGAGUGGGCACCUGGAGCGAAGUCAGCAGCAUUAAUUGGAGACUUCAACAAUUGGAAUCCAAAUGCAGAUGUUAUGACCCGGAAUGAAUUUGGUGUGUGGGAGAUCUUCUUGCCAAACAAUGUGGAUGGUUCACCACCAAUUCCUCAUGGUUCUCGGGUCAAGAUUCGCAUGGACACUCUCUCUGGAAUCAAGGACUCAAUUCCUGCUUGGAUCAAGUUCGCUGUACAGGCUCCUGGUGAAAUUCCAUACAACGGAAUAUACUAUGACCCACCCGAAGAGGAGAAAUAUGUCUUUGAACAUCCUCAGCCGAAGAGACCAAAAUCACUUAGAAUAUACGAAUCACACAUUGGAAUGAGUAGUCCAGAGCCAAAAAUCAACACAUAUGUCAAUUUUAGAGAUGAUGUACUACCUCGUAUUAAAAGGCUUGGCUAUAAUGCUGUCCAGAUUAUGGCUAUCCAAGAACAUUCUUAUUAUGCCAGCUUUGGGUACCAUGUUACAAAUUUCUUUGCACCUAGCAGCCGGUUUGGAACUCCAGAGGAACUUAAGUCUCUGAUAGACAGAGCCCAUGAACUAGGUCUGCUUGUUCUGAUGGAUAUUGUACACAGCCAUGCAUCAAAUAAUACACUGGAUGGCCUGAACAUGUUUGAUGGAACUGAUGGUCAUUACUUCCAUCCUGGGUCACGAGGUUAUCAUUGGAUGUGGGAUUCUCGCCUUUUUAACUAUGGAAGCUGGGAAGUACUGAGGUAUCUACUUUCAAAUGCAAGAUGGUGGCUGGAUGAAUACAAGUUUGAUGGAUUUCGAUUUGAUGGCGUUACAUCAAUGAUGUACACACAUCAUGGAUUGCAGGUCGGAUUUACUGGAAAUUACAACGAGUAUUUUGGUUAUGCAACUGAUGUUGACGCUGUGGUUUACCUGAUGCUGGCUAAUGAUGUCAUUCGUGGGCUCUUCCCCGAGGCUGUUAUAAUUGGUGAAGAUGUUAGUGGAAUGCCAACAUUCUGCCUUCCUACCCAAGAUGGUGGGGUUGGCUUUGAUUAUCGCCUGCAUAUGGCUGUUGCUGACAAGUGGAUUGAGAUUCUCAAGAAAAAAGAUGAAGACUGGAAAAUGGGUGAUAUAGUCCACACACUUACAAACAGAAGGUGGCUGGAAAAAUGCGUGGCUUAUGCUGAAAGUCAUGACCAGGCCUUGGUUGGUGACAAGACAAUUGCAUUUUGGUUGAUGGACAAGGAUAUGUAUGAUUUCAUGGCUUUAGACAGACCAUCUACUCCUCGUAUAGAUCGUGGUAUAGCAUUACACAAAAUGAUUAGGCUUAUUACCAUGGGCCUUGGUGGUGAAGGGUAUUUGAAUUUCAUGGGGAAUGAAUUUGGCCAUCCUGAGUGGAUUGAUUUUCCAAGGGGUGAUCAACAUCUUCCUAAUGGUGCAGUAAUUCCUGGGAAUAACAACAGUUUUGAUAAAUGUAGGCGUAGAUUUGACUUGGGUGAUGCAGAGUAUCUAAGAUAUCGAGGGAUGCAAGAGUUUGAUCAAGCCAUGCAGCAUCUAGAAGAAAAGUUUGGUUUCAUGACUUCUGAGCACCAAUAUAUUUCACGGAAAAAUGAAGGUGAUAGAGUUAUAGUCUUUGAAAGGGGAAACCUAGUCUUUGUCUUCAAUUUUCAUUGGACCAACAGCUAUUCAGAUUACAGAAUUGGCUGCUCAUCCCCGGGGAAAUAUAAGAUUGUCUUGGAUUCAGAUGAUGCCUUGUUUGGUGGCUUCAGUAGGCUCAACCACGCUUCUGAGUACUUCACCACUGAAGGAUGGUACGAUGACCGACCUCGAUCCUUUCUUAUCUAUGCCCCUUGCAGAACAGCAGCGGUUUAUGCCCUUGCAGAUGAAGCAGAGGAAGAAGAGCCAGUUGAACCCUGAUGACAUGUUUCUGAGAUAAACGUCAAGUACACAAUGGCAUGGAUGCAGUAACUCCCUAAUCAAACGUGCCACACAACGUUGGUGGCCCGACACUUGAUUAAGAAGCAGAAAUAAAGUGAAAUAAGUGGAGAGCUAGUUAAUUCUUAAGUGUGGCAGGAGAUUAUCGUCAAAAUCUUGUACAAGUGCCUUGCUAGGUAUGUUAUGUAUAUAACACACACACCAAGCCUUCUGUUUUACGUUUUAGAGUUUAGCGUCUUGACAUGUUCAAGUUGCAUCGCGAUUGCGAAAUGUGAAUCAACAAAGCUACGGUCCGCGAACCUGAGACUCAACGUACCUAUGCACAUAUCAAUCUUCAUAAGUGCAUGCGCUAUUUAAGAUUUAGAAGCUUCCAAGGGGCUCGUAUACCCUGAGAAAUUUUGCUGGAGGCUUCUAUAUAUGUCUCCUUUUAGACUUAAAUUUUGAGUUGUAGCAAUAUAUAGUAUUCUGUGCCGUGUUAAUAAAGUAAUUAUACAGGAAAACAAGAAAACAAGGGUUGCACCUUCACUUCCUUUUCCUGUUUUUUGGAAAAUAAUUACAAUAACCUGUCUAUAUUCGUCAUCUGUAAAUGCUUGUUCUUUUUUAUGCCGUGACCAAGUGGCAAAAAUGAUGAUAAUUACCUGUGAGAAGAAAAUGGUGCUGACUUCACGGCAAUGCUGGGUGAGAGUUCAGUAGGCGCUUCCAUUAGUUUUCGGCUCUUGGAUUUUGGAUAUAAAUAUUCAUUAAGUAACGUUUAUAACAUAAAUUUAAUUAUUGAAAACAAGUUAUUUUGAUAAAUUAUAGUAAAAUAUCCGUAUCUUGCUUCUUUAGAUCACAAUAGUUUUUCCUUAUUUUCUGUCUCUAUUCUCUUUUCCUUCCUUAAAACAAUGACUUGACUUAAUUGGAGGUUGAGAGCAAGAAAAACUUUUUUUCUUUUUCAUUAGCAAAGGUGCUUUCAGCCAUCAACUUUUAAAACGAGAAAAGGAAAUGGACCUACCUAUACUCGUCUCUCAGACGAUUUCGCGUGUAAGUGUUCUAAUAUCCCUGUACUCGUGAAUACCCGCCUUGAAACCAUCUUUUCGUUUUCUGUUUUCGUCGUUGAGAAAUUUGCCCUCUCAUGAAAGGAUGUUCUAUUCACAUACUGGGAAUUAUCGAGUAUUUUGGGAGAUCAGAUGUGAUCUUUUUUCACUUACAGUAGAGGGUGGGGGCCGAAUCAGACAAGUAAUGUGUCCAUACUUUUAGGAACCGAGGUAAUCUGACUAGACUUAGGUAAUGCCUCCAAGAAAAGGCAACGUUAAUGGGCAAUCCACCAUCAAU
Molecule: messenger RNA, 4225 nt
Organism: Abrus precatorius (Indian licorice)
Lineage: Eukaryota; Viridiplantae; Streptophyta; Magnoliopsida; Fabales; Fabaceae
Product: 1,4-alpha-glucan-branching enzyme 1, chloroplastic/amyloplastic
Exons: 23
Coding region: 341-2893 (850 amino acids)
Biological process (GO): starch metabolic process; glycogen biosynthetic process
Cellular component (GO): cytoplasm
Molecular function (GO): hydrolase activity, hydrolyzing O-glycosyl compounds; cation binding; 1,4-alpha-glucan branching enzyme activity
Source: RefSeq, a predicted model, not a curated record